GGCCAUAAGAGGCUGGUCUAGAAAGGAGGGGCACCAACUUACAGAAACAUGCAUGUGACACACCGCCGAGGACACACACGGGUCCUCCAAAUGGCCACACGGGCUCAUUCCCUCACGCUGUGACGGGUGCAUACCUGAUCACAUGCACAUCUGAGGCACAUGCAGGGACAUAGAUGGAAAGACACGGCAGGCAAAUGCAAUGCAAAAACCAGCGGUACACAUCAUGCAUGAGCACAUGCACUCACAACACACCCAUUCACAUGUGUGCAGAGCUUCAUGCACAUGUAUGCAUAAGGAAGCCCCUCCUUGCCCCAAGUGGGUGGGGGUCACCUGCACACACGCCUACAUCCUUGUGCAGAACUGGCUGGCUGUUUCCUCUUCAUUGCCUUCUACUCAGCCUCCACAAUCUAACCUGCACUCAGGGGACCUUUCAGGACUAGAUGAAGGGUGGGACUUGGCUCGGCGGCCAUGGGCAAGCAGAACAGCAAGCUGCGGCCCGAGAUGUUGCAGGACCUGCGAGAGAACACAGAGUUCUCAGAGCUGGAGCUGCAGGAGUGGUACAAGGGCUUCCUCAAGGACUGCCCCACAGGAAUCCUCAAUGUGGAUGAGUUCAAGAAGAUCUACGCCAACUUCUUUCCCUAUGGUGACGCCUCCAAGUUUGCCGAGCACGUCUUCCGCACCUUUGACACCAACAGCGAUGGCACCAUAGACUUUCGGGAGUUCAUCAUUGCGCUGAGCGUGACCUCGCGCGGCCGCCUGGAGCAGAAGCUCAUGUGGGCCUUCAGCAUGUAUGACCUGGACGGCAACGGCUACAUCAGCCGGGAGGAGAUGCUGGAGAUCGUGCAGGCCAUUUACAAGAUGGUUUCGUCCGUGAUGAAGAUGCCGGAGGACGAGUCGACCCCGGAAAAGAGGACUGAGAAAAUCUUCCGCCAAAUGGACACAAACAACGACGGCAAGCUGUCCUUGGAGGAGUUCAUCCGCGGGGCCAAAAGCGACCCAUCCAUCGUGCGUCUGCUGCAGUGCGACCCCAGCAGCGCCUCCCAGUUCUGAGAGGAGCCAGGUUCCCCUUCCUCCCUCCCUUCACCGGCCCCCUCCCGGCUCUUAGCUUCCACUCCCUUGUGUGUAUUCUGGCUGGGGGCCAGAUUGGGGAAGCCCUUCUCCCCGGGUCUGCCCUGUGGGGGGCUUCCGGAAAAGGGAACCCUGCGGUACCCCCAGGCCAAAGCAAGUAAGCGGUUAGCACCCCCCAAUCCCAGAGGCAACAAUAGAGACACAGGCUGGGUUGGUCUGCCCCUCAGUCAGGCCCCCUUACCCACCCACCAGCCCCGAGGCCAGACCCCUCCCCCAAAGGGGCAGUCCCCUUCUUGCAGGUCUCAGCUUGCGGGGUGGGGGGAGUCAUGCCCAGGGGAGGAGACUUUUUAUCUGGAGGGGAGAGAAGGAUUCUAGGGGUGUGGAGUUGGAGAAAGAGGCUUCCUUGAGCCACCCUUCCCACCCCAGCCCUUGCUGGUCCCUAGGCCAAGCCACCAAGUGAAACCUUCCAGGAUACUAGCCCGCCAGCUGUGGGUCCCAGAAAGCCAGCCUGCCUUUUAGCACUUGGAUACACACAGACCCACGGAGCUCUCUGUGUUUGGCCUCUCACACACACACAGGCCCAUAGACAGAUGGGCAGAUGCACCCAGAGCCCCAUGCACAGUGUCCUGCGUGGGAAAGAGGCACGGUCCCCCCGGCUGAGCCCCUGUCCUCCCCUCUGUCCCCCCAACCGCCCCCCCUGCAUGCAGCCAAAUGGAGCAUCUCUGUUCUUUUUAAUAAUUUCAGAAUAAAGUCUCAUUUCAGUGCA
Molecule: messenger RNA, 1834 nt
Organism: Pan troglodytes (chimpanzee)
Lineage: Eukaryota; Metazoa; Chordata; Mammalia; Primates; Hominidae
Gene: HPCA
Product: hippocalcin
Exons: 4
Coding region: 469-1050 (193 amino acids)
Molecular function (GO): calcium ion binding
Source: RefSeq, a predicted model, not a curated record